Beta vulgaris subsp. vulgaris (sugar beet) is the source of this 811-nucleotide messenger RNA. RefSeq lists its product as hypothetical. Bases 1 to 369 code for a protein of 122 amino acids. Lineage: Eukaryota; Viridiplantae; Streptophyta; Magnoliopsida; Caryophyllales; Amaranthaceae. The transcript is spliced from 3 exons. The record is from RefSeq and is a predicted model, not a curated record.
AUGACGUUAACAAUGGCGGUUGUUUUGCCAACUGUGUCUGUGAAGUUCAAUUUAUUGCCAAAAGUUUCAUCAUCUUCAAAUUUUAGUAAGAGGGUGAUGAUGUUAAAGCCUGUGUUUUGCUCAGCUGUUCAGCAAGUAGAACAGCAGGAGGAGAAAGUAGGGAUUCUCUGUGAACCUUGCAAUGGAUCAGGAUGGCUGCUUUGUGAUUUCUGCAAUGGACAAAAAACUAAUGUGAAGUCCCAAACUAAUAAGAUCUACCGCCGAUGUCCAUCAUGCAAAGCGACUGGAUACAUAUUGUGCGCAAAGUGUAAAGUCUUCAAAUGCGUCACGUUCCCAGAUCAGAGUGAUGGUGAUCAGCUUUCAUUUUGAGCAUCAAGGUCUUAUUAAAAACUAGCCUAUUCUUAAUGGGACUGUGCCCAAGACUGAUGAAAGAUUGGACAGGCAGGAGGAUUCCAGGGUUCUAUGUUCUUUUGUUUGGAGGGAAGAGGAUAAUUGAUAAAUGAGUACUGCUUACUGUUUACUGUUUAGUGAUCAGUUUUCUCCCUCUCUCUUUUUGACCAGCAAUAACGAAAAAAAUAAAUAUAUAACCCCAGUGAAUUCGUCAGAAAUUAGUUGCUCUAUAUUCUAUGGAUGAUGUUGUUUAAAAGGCUGUUAUGGAUAUUCUGACUGAGAACAGUUUCUCUAUACACAUUCAUUGUAUAGAAUAAGUACGUAUAUCUGCUGUUAAAAAACCUGUGACUUAUCUUUUGUUGUAUGAAUUGUAUCCAUAUUUUUCAUUGAUAUCUCAAAAGGAGACAAUUUUUUUUAUUUA